AUGCUGCCCAAGGUCGCGAACCACAUCCUGCACCAGACGACUAGGGCUGCGGCCGUCGUCCAGUCGCAUUCGACACACACUAUUAGAAAUGUCCUGCGCACGGACACCACGACAAACUUGCCCCCCUGGAAUGGUUCCAGCUCCAGCUCGAACUGGGGUAACAACGGCACAGGUCCGGGGUCGGCCAAGUACAACGCUGGGAGUCGUUUCCAAAACGGCUACACUGGUGCGGGACGGGCUGUCACUCACGCAAAUGCAAUCACCUCACAAGACCAGACAUUUGGUCGGGACGACGACAGCGAAGAGUUCCAAGUGAAGCGCGUUUCGCUCAUACGUCGACCGAAGCCCAAAAGCCCGAGGUUGCGUAGCCAUAGCUUGUCCGUAAACGCGCAGGAACGCAAUGAACGUGGUGAGAACCUGGGCGUCCUCGAAAGUGUACAGAUUCACGCUCGGUCGCGUCAUGCGUUUGCGCAGGCUCCCUCGUCGAAUGUCGAUCACAUGCUCCUCGCAUCAGGUCCCAUCCCCUCGGUCACAACUGCUCCUACGCCCGUCUUGGUUCGUCGCAACUCUACAUCGGUCACUCGUGAACAGACUUCGUCUUCGGAGCCACCACUCUCCCCUCCAGCGAACGCCGCUUCUUCAUCACCGUCAACCGAUCCUGCAGCGCCCCAGAGCGUCGCUCCACCACAGCCUGCUUCAUCUGUUACAGACGAUGCAACAUACAUGGCCUUAUGCGCUGCUCUCGAGUCUCAGGAUCCCGCUCAGGUCGUUACCACAGUUGCCAACUUUGUUGAAUCUGACCAAAACCCGUCUGUCGCCCAAUUCAACAAGGCCUUGGAAGCUUUGCACGAGACGCGUCGUGCUGGCGAACCUUUGACGCUCAUUUUGGACACUUACAAUGCCAUGCUUGCUCGCUCACUGAUACCUAACUUCAGGACGUACUUCAUCCUCAUGUUAGCAUUGACCGACCGUGAUCAUGAAGUCCACCGCAUGACCCAUUCCCUCAGUGUUCGUAGCGAUAAACGUAUGAUCUCCGGCACGACGCCCCCAAGCUCUCCUCAGAUUGGCAUAGAUCAAACACGCGUUGAACAGCUCAAGCGGGAAAAUAACUUUGGUUCUGCGUUGUCGUUGUUUGAAGCAACAAUUGCGAUCGACGGGAAUAGCAAGCUCCCAGGGAUGGCGUACAACCAAUUGCUUCGCGCAUGUUCCUACCAUGCUUCCGUCGACAGCGCCAUACACGUAUUCGCUCAGCUUGAAGCUCGCAAGGAUAUUCGACCUUCUGCCCUUACUUAUCUCUACAUGAUGUCGACAUACACCAAUGCCAAUGAUGCCAACGGCGCUCGUGCUGUCUUUGACGAAUUCCUUUCUGCUGCCAAGGAAGGUCGGGUCGUCUGGAAUGUCGCCCCGUGCAAACCCGAGAAGCAGAUCUACGAUCCAUCGAAGCCUUUGCAGCGGUCGACCGCUUCUCGCAAUAUCCAACUUCAAAUCUGGAACAAGAUGAUCGAAGCGUCCUUCCGUUCGAACCCACCCGUCCCGGUCGAUGCAAUCAGCCUCUUCGAAACCAUGCUCAACUCCCCUGCGCCUCCCUUGUUCGGUCCUUCUGAUGUCCCUCCUCCAGCGUCUUCGACCUACACAACCAUCAUCAACGGAUUCGUCAGCACCGGUGAUUUGGAUAGCGCACUGUCUUGGUUCGACAACCUUCUGAAACAGGCAGACCCACCACGCAAUCCCUUCGAGUCCACGAAACGUCCCGUCAGACCUGAUGUCGUUGCUUGGAUGACCAUCCUCGAUGCGCUCGCCUUCGCUUCCAACAAGGAUUUCAACCGUGUCGACGAUCUCAAUCGCCUUUUCAGAGCUUUCUGUGCAAACGCCAACCGGGACGGUCUCGAAGUUCGAAUAGUCGAUCGUCUGAUUACCUUCCAGGCCAACAUGAACCACAUGAGGGAUAUCCCACGUCGGUCGUUCUCCCCUUCCCAAAGGGACACGCUCAAGGCUCGCUUAGACUUCUUGGUCCAGUACGUCUUAUCUGAGAAGUUCAAGCGUCCUCAGGCCCAGAAUAUGAUCCACGAAGUCGUGACUGCGUACCUCCAACUUGGACAUCUCCCUUCCGCUAUCAACCUUUUGGAACUACAGAUUGCGGAUGAGAUGAAUACGCUUGACCAGCAACGCACUGAGGGUAUCAUUACUCCCGAAGUCGCGGGAAACGCGCAAACCGCUAUUCAGAAUCUUGCCGUCCAACGUGUGCAAGAAAUUUACGACAUUCAACGACAGUCCGACCAGGACCUUCCAUUCGGCGCUGCUAUCCAGCUUGCGAGGAUCUGCGACAAGAUCGGCGUCCUUCCUAGCUUGAAUGCGCAGGCAGCUGAGCUCUUGCAUUCUUACGGCGUUGCCAAAAGGGAUGGUCAAAUUGUAAACGAUCUAGCCUCGAGAGACUGGGAAUUGUUGGCCUACGCUGCUGCAGAAAUGGAGCUACCCCAGCAGGACGGAAGCCUCCCUUCGAAGUCAACCAUCAAAGACUACGCAUUUGCAGGAGGCGUCGUGGAAUUGCUCGAAGACAUGGCGAAGAACAACGUCAAUCUUCAGCAACUUCAACAGGUGCUCGUGCAGAGGAUGGUUCAGGCAAUAUUCCUCAACAAAGGUGUUGAUGUGCUCAAGGCCACCUUCAAGCGUAUGGGCCCCGCCUACGAACAGUUCUUGGCUAAUCCACAGAGGGAACUCGAUGCCUUAGCUGAAGCAGUCGCAACGUCCCCAGUAUCGGAAAGUGAUAACGGAUCAGUCGAGACUGACAGCUCUACCCUCGUCGCGGACCUUCGAAUUAAUCCCUACACCACCCAAUUUAUCGACGAGCUCUUGCAGGUCACCAAAGAGAACCGCAAACCGGAUCCCCUCACGGCGUACGCUCGCUUUGAGGCUGAACUCCAAAAGGGAAUCACUGCAGGCCCUGCUGUACUAGGGCGCUUGAUUCAAGGAUUGGGUCGUCUCGGUGAAGUCGACAAAGUUCGCGAAGUCUACACGGUGGCGCAGUCCGUUCUCAUGUCACUCGAGUAUAACAAGAAGUGGCAGUCACAAGCAUGGUUCAUGAUCGAGGACAGUAUGAUCAUUGCUCUCGCCCAUGCUGGUGAUAUCGACUCUGCUCAUGUUCAUCGUAUUCGUAUCCUUGACCAAGGCGGCGCACCUACUGCCGAUGCUUACGGUGCCUUGAUUUUGUAUGUUAAGGAUACAACCGACGAUACGUCGAACGCCAUGGCCUUGUUCCAAGAAGCUCAAUCGCAGAACGUCGCGCCCAAUCUCUACCUUUACAACAACAUCAUCUCGAAGCUGGCCAAGGCUCGCAAGGCUGACUACGCGUUGGAGUUGUUCCAAGAGAUGAAGGCUGCGCACAUCCGACCCUCUUCUAUCACUUAUGGCGCUCUCAUUGGUGCUUGUGCGAGAGUUGGCGACGUUCAUUCAGCGGAGAUCUUAUUUGACGAAAUGACCAAACAAACCAACUUCAAACCUAGGAUCCCCCCCUACAACACGAUGAUGCAGUUGUACACGACGACGAAGCCAAAUCGCGACCGUGCUCUGUUCUACUACAACGCGCUUCUCCGUGCGGGUAUCAGGCCAACCGCUCAUACUUACAAGCUUCUCCUUGAUACUUAUGGGACCAUCGAGCCAGUUGAUAUCAAUGCCAUGGAGGACGUGUUUAAGCACCUUGAAGAAGACUCGAAUGUUGCCAUUCAAGGCGCGCACUGGGCGGCUGUCAUCAAUGCUUGGGGUUGUGUUGUCAAGGACCUCGAUAAAGCUAUUGAAACCUUCGAUGCCAUCGCUACUCACCCUAGCACACUCAAGUCAUCUACUCCCCUUCCCGAUGCUGUCGUAUUUGAAGCUAUGAUCAACGUCCUGGUUGCUCAUCAUCGCACCGACCUGAUUCCCCAUUUCUUGGAGAAACUCAAUGCGGCCGGUAUACAUAUGACAGCGUACAUUGCCAAUUGCCUCAUUAAAGGCUACGCGCUGAACGGAGAGCUUGAUCACGCGAGGAGCAUCUUUGAGUCCCUCCAAGACCCUCCCGAGGGAGUUGCCGCGCCUCAUAACCACGCACCACACCAACCUACCCAGUCUACGAAGGUUGAAGUCAUGGCGCCUGUCUAUCGUGAGCCUUCAACGUGGGAAGUCAUGGUACGAGCGGAAUUAGGUGCCGGUAAUCGCGACAACGCUCUAUUCCUCCUUGAACGUCUGCAGGCACGACAAUACCCGGACGCAGUCUAUAACCGUAUUAGCGGCAUUAUGCUAGACUACACAACGCCAUCUCCAUGA
Pleurotus ostreatus (oyster mushroom) is the source of this 4296-nucleotide messenger RNA. RefSeq lists its product as uncharacterized. Lineage: Eukaryota; Fungi; Basidiomycota; Agaricomycetes; Agaricales; Pleurotaceae. The record is from RefSeq and is a predicted model, not a curated record. The transcript is spliced from 5 exons. Bases 1 to 4296 code for a protein of 1431 amino acids. Gene Ontology annotation, molecular function: protein binding.